AUGGCGACAGCGACCAUUACUCUCCAGGUGAAUGGCCAGCAAGGAGCUGGGCCCGAGCCAUCAGCAUCGGGAGACAAGGGGAAAGUUCCAGAAGGCACAGAUCCCAUCAAAAUGGAAAAUGGGCAGCGCGCAGCAGCCAAGCGGAGGCUGCCACCCUUCACAUCUGAACAGCAGGAGGCUCUCCAGAAGGCCAAGAAGUACGCCAUGGAGCAGAGCGUCAAGAGCGUGUUGGCAAAGCAAACCAUCGCCCACCCGCAGCAGCUGCUCACCAACCUCCAGACGCCAGCAGUGACAAUGGACUUUGGAGAUAUUCUCUCACCUUUGCAAUCGAUGGCAGCUCAGAGGCAGAGGGCACUGGCAACCAUGUGUCGGGUGUAUGUGGGCUCCAUCUGCUAUGAGUUGGGAAAAGACGCCAUCCACCAGGCCUUUGCCCCAUUCGGCCCUAUCAAGAACAUAGACAUGUCCUGGGACUCAGUCACCAUGAAACACAAGGGUUUUGCCUUUGUGGAAUAUGAGGUGCCAGAGGCAGCCCAGCUGGCCUUGGAGCAGAUGAACUCUGUGAUGCUAGGAGGAAGGAAUAUUAAGGUGGGUAGACCCAGUAACAUCAAACAGGCCCAGCCCAUCAUUGACCAGUUGGCUGAAGAAGCCAGAGCCUUUAACCGCCUCUACGUGGCCUCGGUGCACCAGGACAUCUCAGAUGAUGACAUCAAGUGUGUGUUUGAGGCAUUCGGCAAGAUCAAGUCAUGUACUUUGGCCCAGGACCCGACCACAGGCAAACACAAGGGCUAUGGUUUCAUGGAAUAUGAAAAGGCUAAGUCAUUUCAGGAUGCCGUCUCAUCCAUGAAUCUCUUUGACCUGGGGGGCCAGUACCUUCGGGUAGGCAAGGCGGUCACACCACCCAUGCCCCUGCUUACACCUGACGCCCCUGGGGGCUUACCACCUGCGACUGCUAUAGCAGCCGCUGCUGCCACAGCCAAGAUCACUGCUCAGGAAGCAGUGGCUGGGGCAGCUGUGCUGGGCACUCUAGCCAUACCCGAGCUGGUACCACCAGUGCUGACCCUGGCCCAGCCACUAGGGGCGCUACCACAAGCUGUCAUGGUGGCUCAGGCCCUCGGAGUCAUCACAGGUGUGAGUCCCACAAGACCCCCCAUCCCCGUCACCAUUCCUCCUGUGGGGGUGGUGAACCCCGUCCUGGCUAGCCCUCCGACACCAGGCCCCUUGGAGCCCAAGAAGAAGGAGGAAAAGGAAUUGUUUCCUGAGUCAGAGCAACCAGAGAUGCUAAGUGAGCAGGAGCACAUGAGCAUUUCAGGCAGUGCUGCCCGCCACAUGGUCAUGCAGAAACUGCUGAGGAAGCAGGAGUCCGCCGUGAUGGUUCUACGCAACAUGGUAGAUCCCAAAGACAUUGAUGAUGACCUGGAUGAAGAAGUGACAGAGGAAUGUGGCAAGUUUGGGGCUGUCAACCGUGUCAUCAUCUACCAGGAAAAGCAGGGUGAGGAGGACGACGCCGAAAUUAUAGUCAAGAUCUUUGUGGAGUUCUCCGCGGCCUCAGAGACGCACAAGGCUAUUCAGGCCCUCAAUGGGCGUUGGUUUGCUGGCCGAAAGGUGGUGGCUGAGGCCUAUGACCAAGAGCGCUUUGACAAUAGUGACCUGUCUGCGUGA
Messenger RNA from Dromiciops gliroides (monito del monte), 1659 nucleotides. Its product is annotated as poly(U)-binding-splicing factor PUF60-like. Gene Ontology annotation, biological process: regulation of alternative mRNA splicing, via spliceosome; alternative mRNA splicing, via spliceosome; mRNA splice site recognition. Lineage: Eukaryota; Metazoa; Chordata; Mammalia; Microbiotheria; Microbiotheriidae. Gene Ontology annotation, molecular function: RNA binding. The transcript has a single exon. The record is from RefSeq and is a predicted model, not a curated record. The coding region runs from base 1 to 1659 and encodes 552 amino acids. Gene Ontology annotation, cellular component: precatalytic spliceosome; catalytic step 2 spliceosome.